Molecule: messenger RNA, 705 nt
Organism: Gastrolobium bilobum
Lineage: Eukaryota; Viridiplantae; Streptophyta; Magnoliopsida; Fabales; Fabaceae
Product: cyclin-U4-1
Exons: 2
Coding region: 9-620 (203 amino acids)
Biological process (GO): regulation of cyclin-dependent protein serine/threonine kinase activity
Molecular function (GO): protein kinase binding
Source: RefSeq, a predicted model, not a curated record
CAUUGGUCAUGGCAGAGCUUGAGAAUCCUAAUGAGAUGCCAGAGCUUAUAGCUUUUCUCUCUUCUUUGCUCAAAAGGGUAGCUGAAUCAAAUGAUCUUAACAAACAACUCCUACACCAAAAGAUCUCAGUUUUCCAUGGCUUGACUCGCCCCACUAUCUCAAUUCAUAGCUACCUUGAGAGAAUUUUCAAGUAUGCCAAUUGUAGUCCAUCAUGCUUCAUUGUUGCAUAUGUCUAUCUUGAUCGUUUCACUCAAAGGCAACCCUCUUUGCCCAUCAACUCCUUCAAUGUGCAUCGGUUACUCAUUACCAGUGUUAUGGUUGCUGCUAAAUUCAUGGAUGACUUGUACUACAACAAUGCUUACUAUGCAAAAGUUGGAGGAAUCACCACAAUAGAGAUGAACUUUCUUGAAGUGGAUUUUCUAUUUGGUUUGGGUUUCCAUUUAAAUGUAACACCUGGCACAUUCCAAGCCUACUGUGACCAUCUCCAAAGAGAAAUGCUGCUGAUGCAGCCUCUAAAUUUCACAGAUUCUUCACUAAGUUUAGGAAAAUCAUUAAAGGCUCAUUUAUGCUUCAACGAGGAUGAAUCUUCCAAUCAAAAGCAACAACAAUUAGCUGUUUGAUUUCCUGCAUUUUCUCAAUGCAUGUAAUCUAGCUUUAGAUGUAGUGAACCAAUUACAGACUUGCACAUUAAAUCAUUUUACUUAU